AUGCUGCUUUCCCUCAUCUCCGUCGCCACGGGCGCCAUGAACAUCACCCAGGACGAUCUCGCCUGGUCCGUCUUCGACGCCGACAGCACCCGCGCCUGGAAGGCCUGGACGAAUGCCCGGGAGCUGGCCGACCCCGAGAGUGCGCAGGACAGGCGUCUUUCUGGCAGUGGCCCGCCCGCCGACAAGCCAGACGGAGGGCUGGUGGACUACGAGUUCGGCGGUUCCGAGUGGUGGAGUUUCACGUUCUUGUACAAGAGCGACCUGGCUGGGUCCGGGAACGUGUUCACCCCGGAGCGUCUGCAGGAGAUGUGCCGCCUGGAGGCCCUGGUCUCGAGCCAGCCGUCCACCUGGGUGGUCAGCGACUCUGCGGCGCGACUCUUCUACGAUGGCCAGGCGGAGCAGGACAGCUGCGCCCUGCUGGCCCAAGGCACGGUCACUGCAAGACUAGAUGUGAUGUUUGCGGACGUGUCCGCAAACGGUCCGAGCUCGCAGUACGCGAGAUUCGUCCAUCCGUCAUUUGCCUCCACUGGUGAGAGCGCCUACAGCCGCACGAGCAUGUCAAUCACAGGCGGAGACAAGGACGAGAAAGAGCACAAGAGGGAGAUCACGGAAGACGUCAUCCUUUCGGAUCUCGGCCUCUCUUAUGGUUUUCUUCGUUCUGCAUUGCAGGUUGAGGAGGACCGAUUUCAGCCGUCUGGGCCGCUGAGGGUACGUCUAGCGUACAGGUCUGAAGAGAUUGAUUGGAUGAUCAAUGAUGAUUUCACGCUGGCCUUGGGUGCAGUAUUAGUUGUUUUCCUUGUGAUCUACCUGCAUUUGCAAUCUUGUUUCCUGGCCUGCACGUCGAUACUUCAGAUUCUGAUGUCGUUGCCAGUCGCCUCAAUCUUCUACACGUAUGUGUGGGGGGUGAGCUUCUUCGAUUUUCUGCACAUUCUGACUGUCUAUCUGGUCCUCGGUAUCGGGGCUGAUGAUGUCUUUGUGUUGUUCGACGCGUUCCGGCACGUUUCCGAGGAGCACCCAUUGGGAAACGGCCUCCGUUACAGCGAGAAGACGCUUGCACAUAUCUUGCAGACCACCCUCGAGCGCAGUGGCCAGGCGAUAUUCAACACGACCUUCACCACCACCGUCGCGUUCCUGUCCCAGUCGGUAUCUGCGCUCAUGCCGAUGAGGACGCUCGGUUAUUACGCAUCGACGUGCAUCGCCAUGAAUUUCGUUUUCACGAUGCUCUGGACGCCGUCUGCCCUGAUAAUACACCAUAAGCGCCUGGAGGGCAAGAGGUGCUGUUGUCCCGGGCUCUUGGAACGCCAUGAGGAUCUCGGCGUGGCGGGUGACACCGACAAGGAGGGAGCCCAGGUCCAGUCACGCUCAAGGGGCGGGCUGAGCGGAUGCAUCGAGAUGUUCCUGCAGAAGGUUUACAUUCCGAUGAUGCGCAAGCAGGUUGCGGGUGUCCGCGUUGUCGCUUUGGUAGUAAGUAUAGUCGUGCUCGCGGUGGCAAUCCAGGGCGUGUACUUCACCUCCCAGUUGACGCCCCCAACAAAGGCUGAGGUGUGGAUUCCUGACAAUCAUAUGCAUUUGGAGGUUUCACAGUUCUGGUCGAACACUUUCUACGAGGCCGACUACGAGAAGUAUGCCAUCAUCACUUUCACGUGGGGCAUCUCGGGCCUGGACGACUCCGAGCUCUCAGAGUAUGAGCCGAGCAAGACGCCUCCGACGGCUACGUUUGAUCCUGCCUUCGACAUCACCACUGCCGCGGCGCAUGCAGAGAUCCUCGAGGUCUGCGCGGAGAUGCAGACCCUCAAGUGCCAGCUGGAGGGCUGCCAGGGCUACGGGGACACCCUGAUGAUCAGCACCCAGGACAAGGCGUACUCGUGCUUCCUCGAGGACGGACAUGAAGGAUUACUUCGGAGGAGGCGCCUUGCCCACGGGCGACGCCUUCCUCGAAAAGCUCGAGGAGUUCAUUGA
Molecule: messenger RNA, 1959 nt
Organism: Prorocentrum cordatum
Lineage: Eukaryota; Dinophyceae; Prorocentrales; Prorocentraceae
Source: the annotation of a GenBank genome assembly